AUGGACUCGAAGCGAGAGAAGGACCAAGCGCAGGGCCAUGCUGCUGUGCCUCAUCAACAGGGAGGGAAAAGGAAAGAUGUUUUCUCAUGCACGGUGUGGAUUGUUUCAGAUGCAGACUGUGAGAAGAUAACUGCCCUGCUGCUCAAGUCACGCACCGGAGAGUUUGAUUUGGAGUCCAUUCUGUUUCUCAAGCUGAGAGGUCUUGGUGUGCACGAUCUCGGGUGUAUUGGGGAGUGUACAAGUCUGGAGAGGUUGGACCUAUCUGGGAAUAAUAUUAGUAAUUUAGCACCUCUGGCUUCUCUUCGGAUUCUGUCUGUGUUGAAUUUAUCUGCUAACAGGAUUUCCAAUUUAGAGCCGCUGCGUAGCUGUGAAAGUUUACAGAAUUUAAAUGUGGCUGGUAACGUAAUAUCCAGUGUUGAGACCCUACAUUGCCUUACUUCCUUGAGAAAGCUGGAAAACAUACGUCUGAAAGACAACACCUACAAUUUCACUAACCCGGUUUGCAGGAACACAUCUUACAGGGCUGUAGUGCUUGAGAUGUUCCCCAGCAUCAAGGUGCUGGAUGGUGAAAGAGUUGUGGGACGUGGAAGUGACUUGUACCAGUUAUGCAAAGACAUUGAUGAGACCAUUAAAGCUGGCUCGUACAAGAAUGGACAGCUCAUUGAACAGCCUGACUGCAAGCCCUGGGUAGAAGAUACUUACUGGGAAAUAAAGAGAUCGAGCAAUGCCAUUAUCGAAGAGGCCUACAAGCAAUUUAAUGAUGUUCUUCAUGAAUGCAGACUCCUCAACAACAGAGCCACACAUGUGAUUUCACAAACUGAAAGAUCCAUGAGCCUAAAGAAGCAACCAAAGCAAUACGCCAUAUGAGUUGGGCUAUUUCCCACGCUCGGGUGUGCAGUAUUUAGAAACUUUUUUCAUUGUGCAAAUUACCAUGGCUGAUGUACUGUAGCUUUUUCAAGAAAAACCACAGAAUAUCAAAAUGCUUGAUAUUUCCAUUGCCUGGAACACAUGCUCUGUGUUGCAGUGUGUGACAUUUGCUGUAACUAUAUGCAUCCUAUGCAUUUGUUAUCAGAAAAAAUGUGGGUGGUUUGAAAAAACUUUAACCAUGCUGAACACCAUUCGGUGUGGUUCAAAGAUGUCUUAACUUGCUCAGUAUGCAUUUUGUAUAAUGCUGUAGCCUGUGUUAUGCUGACAGCUCUGCUGCUUUUAAAGAUUUAUAUAGGUCUUUGGUUAUUAAGAGCUCUUUUUUCCAUUUAGCAUUUCUU
Messenger RNA from Menidia menidia (Atlantic silverside), 1265 nucleotides. NCBI's taxonomy places the organism in Eukaryota, Metazoa, Chordata, Actinopteri, Atheriniformes, Atherinopsidae. The record is from the annotation of a GenBank genome assembly.